CAUUGAUCUGGUCUUCAAGCACUUGAUUUGACAUUGCACCAGUCUUCAUUGCAUCUCUUCCAUCACACAGAAACAGCGUCCCAUAUAAGUAUCUCUUCUUCCUUCACAAUCGAUCAAGUCUCACUUCCCAUCUUCUCAUCUCAUCUCAUCUCCAAGAAAAUCAUUUCUCCAUCCAUUCAAAAACACAUCCAUCGAAUAUCUGUGUAUUUUUCUCUUUAAUUUCCAAGAUGGUCAAUCCAUUCAUCUGUGGCGCCGGUGGCUUUCAUCAUCAAGAGGAAGAAGAAGACCAAGAUUAUUGCCAGUAUUCAUCGCAAAGAAAGCUAAGAAGGAGCGGCGGCAUCAGCUUGUUCAGAACCAGAGACAGCAAAAACCCAUACGCCAAUCGCGGGCUUGACAAAUUUUCUGCGCUCUUAGCCGAGCUCGAACACAAAAAGAAGGAGAUUUACACCCAGAAGGACUCGCAGAGCAUCUCCUUCGUUCGCUUCGUCUUCUCCGAUUCCAACAACUUGAAGCCAAUUGUGGUCAGGCUGAGAGGCAAAAGGAGAGACAAAGACAAAGACAAGCACAUAAGCAAAGGUUUAGCGCACAAUUCAGAUGAAAAAGAGGAUGGAAAGAGUCCGAAGAAGAAGAGGUAUUCAUGGAAGACGACAAUGGACAUGUGGAGGCCUUGCUGGUACUUGCCGGCGGCGAUGAUCUUGAUCAUGUUGCUUCUGGCGGUGUUCGGCCGAUCAUUCGCUAUAUUGUGCACAUCUUUUGGGUGGUAUUUGGUGCCGGCCAUGGCCAGAGAGAGGUCAAGUGCAAGACCUGCGGUCGGGGAAGAAGAAGAAGGAAUAUGCAAGAAGAACAUUGUGAGGGGCCAGUGGCUAUCUUCUUCUACAAGUACUGUUGAUGUUGCGGUGUCACCUCGUCGCCGGAAAAGCUGGUGAAAACGGAUACUUUUUGGGUUUUAAUUUCGUUGUCUUAGGACUGUAAAUGACACGGCCUUGAUUAGGUUAGAAAGUAGCUCAACAAACAGCUUUAAAUUGUCUAGUUGAGUUGGUUUUUGUUUUGUUUUGUAAUUUGAGUGCCUUCUCAUGAUCAUAACCCAGAAAUGGAGUUCAUAGGAAUGGUCGCCCAGCCAUCAGUAAAUAGUAUUCAUAUAACAUCUCUGUACAGAAAAUGUUGACAUGUUAUUUUAGGGUCACUUUUUUCCCCCUCAA
Messenger RNA from Diospyros lotus (date-plum), 1199 nucleotides. RefSeq lists its product as uncharacterized. The coding region runs from base 228 to 926 and encodes 232 amino acids. Lineage: Eukaryota; Viridiplantae; Streptophyta; Magnoliopsida; Ericales; Ebenaceae. The record is from RefSeq and is a predicted model, not a curated record. The transcript has a single exon.